Molecule: messenger RNA, 7221 nt
Organism: Psylliodes chrysocephalus
Lineage: Eukaryota; Metazoa; Arthropoda; Insecta; Coleoptera; Chrysomelidae
Source: the annotation of a GenBank genome assembly
CAGCGCCACAGUGGCGUAAGAGCAAGCAGAUGGAAAAAUAGUUCUCAAGUUUUUGGACAUUAAUUGGGUAAAAUUGUGAUAAAAAAUGGAAAAUAUUAUUUAAAAAGAUUGCCCAAAGUGUUAUAAAUAAGGUGAAAUGAAAAUACGCAUAAAAAGUGAGGGAGAAAUGGUGAAAUAUCGAGGUAAAAUGUUGGCGUAGGAAUCGGACCUCUACCCAUAACCGCCAUAACCUCCAUUCGUGUUAUUGGAGUAGAUACGGAAUUAAGUUGUGUGUCAGAUGUGUCUAUCAAUUUGGAUUAUUCGACAAGUUGUAUGGUUUUAUUUAUUUUCAGCGUAAAAGGGGUGAUUCAGUGAGUAAUUUAUUAUGUGUUUGAAAGGAUUAGGGUGCAAAUUAGAAUACCAAAAUGAAGAAAAGCUUCCGUUGUUGACUAUAACGGCGGGGUGUUGGCAACGAUCGGCCGUGCUAGAUCGCAGCCGUUUUUCUUAACAUGGCUGCAACGCAGGCCGAAAAGCAACAAAAUGACGUGAAUAGUGAGAAAGUGCAGUCGGAUCAGCAUCUGAACGUGAACGUGCGGAACUCCUUGUUGCAAAAUGGGACCGAUAAGAGUAGUGCUCGCGGUGGCGGUGUAGUGCAUACAAAGGCUAAGAACACCGCCGGCAAAAACAUCGCCAUAGAAAUGAGUCAAUACCGUCAGGAUAGCAGUGGAGGCGGCUCGACGACGGUUCCUGGACAGACAAACGCCAGUUCGGGUGCGGGCCCCACGUCCAGCAGUGUGUCCGUGUCCGGUCAGGGCCCGCAGGAGCCAGGCCUCGGCGGAGAACCCGAACCGUCGGCCGGGGCAACGGCUGCCGCAACGGACUCCAAUAUCUAUUCCUCGGAGGGCCCCCCGGCCCCGUCGUCGGGCGCCUCGGACGGUCACGGUUACGGGUUUUCUUACGGCAGAGACGAGGGCGGCAUACAUGCCUUCGGGCCCAGACAGCCUUUCGGGGCUCCCAAACAGAUGCCUCCACACCAGCCCCAUCAGCGCUUCGUAACGGGGCCCUCGAUUUCGCAGCCCUCGGGGCCGACACCUACGUUGAAUCAAUUAUUGCAAAGUAAUAACAAUACCAUGCCGCAUCGAUAUCCGAAUAGUUACGGUCAUCCCGAGCAGCAUUAUAAUCAGGCUUGGCCGCCCCAGAAACCUAUCCAACAGGGCUAUCCCUCUGGUCCACCGGGGAGCUCAGGACCACCUCCAGGCGCUCCACCGGCAGGCUCCUACAGGACACAACCUACGUUAUCUCCAGCAUACGGUGGUAGUUCAGCGUCGAGCCCGGGCUACAGCGAGGGCCGAUCGAAUUGGCAAAGCGGGCCCUCGGGUCCAGGCGGGCACGGUCCUGGCCCGGGUCCAGGACCGGGUAGCCCCGGUCAGGCGAAUUCAUCGGCGCCCGCCAGCCAACCCUCGCCGCAACCAUCUCAACCUCCAAGCCAUUCGCCUGGACCCGGGCCUGGAAUGCCUCCUAGUCCGCAACAUCAGUCCCAUCAGGGGUUCCCUUCGAGACCGGCACCGCCCACCACCCCCAACGCACAUGGUCCUGAUGCGGCGGAUUUGAGUGGGGGUAACAGCAAUGACAGUUCUGGUGGUCCUGCACCAGGAACUCCAAAUUCACAGGGUAUGCGACCAACCCCGUCACCUACUGGUUCUACAGGUUCGAGGUCCAUGUCACCAGCAGUAGGCCAAAACAUUCCUAUGCCACCAAGGCCUUCAAGCGGACAGUCUGACGGCAACGGACCUAGUCGUAUACCAAUGGUAACUCAGGGCAGCUAUACAACACCCCAUUCGUCUCCGCACCCAGCCCACGGUUAUAAAAGCCACCCGAGCAUGGUAGUAUCGGGAUCGGGCAACCAACAAAUGCCUCUGUAUCAACCAAAUCAGUAUCCUCAAACCGGCUAUCCACCACGGCCUCCCAGUAACAUCCAGUAUCCAGGACAAGGCUACGGCCCUCCAACGUCGCAGCCCCCGCCGCCAAACAACAUGCCCCCUCAGCAAUUUCCAGGUCGGUCGGCUCCGAACCACAUGCAGAACUCGCAGUUUCCACCCUACCAACAGUCAUGGCAAUCUUCGAUGUCGACAAGCUCAAAGGGCAACGGUCCGAAUUCGCCCGCGCAGGCACCCGGGCCCGGGUCUCAAUCGCCCGGCCCAACGACGCGCCCACCUCACUACCUCAAACACCAUCUGCAACACAAAAUGGGUUUUCAAAACGUUCCAGGCUCCACGCCGCCCAGCCCUAGUCCGCCGCAAAAUUACCACAUGGGUCCGCCGACCGGCCAUCACCAUUCCGGCAUGGGACCACCUCCUUCGAUGGGGCCGCCUAACAUGCCUCCCGCUAGCAGUCCGCUCCUUCCUAACAACCAUCCGCACGACGGACCCAUGCCGCCUCCAAGUUCGACGCCUAAUUCUCAUACGCAGAUGGUUUCUGAUAUGAUGGACAAUGGUAUUACUACGACGGCGCAGGGUGGGCUCAAUACGCACGUGACCACGGCUACUGGUGGCUCAGUUACGUCUGUGGUUACUACGGGACCUGAUGGUACACCUAUUGACGAAGGUUCGCAGCAAUCUACGUUAUCGAAUGCUUCUGCUGCAUCAGGAGAAGAUCCUCAAUGUACGACGCCCAAAACAUCAAGAAAAAACGACAUGGGUAUCUAUAGUCAUCCAACAACACCUCAAAGUACUGCCCCGUCACCAGGAGCAGCUAGUAUAAAUUCAAUGCACGAAGAAUACGGAGAACUUAGCAGUCCAAGUUGGCAAAGAACGCCUGCGAGUCCGGUGUUUAACAGUCAUGUGCCUCCCCCGGACACGUAUCGCUCAAAGAAAACCGACAGCCUUAGUAAGCUGUAUGAAAUGGAUGAAAAUCCAGAAAGGAAAGCUUGGUUAGACAAGCUGCUAGCGUUCAUGGAUGAUAGGAGAACACCUAUCACCACAUGUCCGACUAUAUCCAAGAAUCCCCUUGAUUUGUUCCGCUUGUAUAUGUUUGUAAAGGAUCGUGGGGGCUUUAUGGAGGUGACUAAUAAUAAAACUUGGAAGGAUAUUGCUGGUAUGCUAGGGAUCGGUGCUUCAUCAUCAGCCGCUUAUACGCUAAGGAAGCACUACACUAAACAUUUGCUAGCGUACGAAUGUCAAUUUGAUAGAGGUGGUAUUGAUCCUCAGCCUUUAAUUAACAAAGUCGAAGCUACGUCUAAGAAGAAGAGCGCUAAGGCUACCUCGGUGCCUUCUCCGGGUUCCUCCAACUCCCAGGAUUCCUUUCCGCCUGGGUCAGCUGCUGGAGCAUCGAUGGACGGUUAUGGCGGGUACGGUGGGUACCCGCCUUCUGGUAAUCCUGAUUAUCCACAACAGAGGCCUUCUUCGCAGUCCGCUCCUAGUCCACAUGGAGCAGGAGUCAAUCAUCACAACAACGCGGCGCCUGGAGGUCCCAGCCCUGCAGGCGGGGCUGCAGACAACGUGAGUGUAUCCAAUCCAUUCGAUGACGUAUCCCCGAGCCCAUCUCCGAGGGGUGGUCCUUUUCCCGGCGGACCGUAUCCCUCUGGAACGCCGCCGCGACCCCCAGGUCAGAAUUAUUCCGGACAACCUGGGUACCAGUAUCCGGGGCCCGGCCCUGGAUCGGGAGCACCUCCAGACCAGUAUUCCCCUUAUCCUGCUAGUUCAGGUUAUCCACCAGCCGUUAGGCCUAUUUAUCCACCCUACUCUGGCGACUCUUCAGCUCCACCACCGAGUCCCACCAACACCCAGGGACCUCCAGCAUCUGCGGCGCAAGAUCCUUAUCGAUACAACACGAAUCCGGGAUCUGGUUACAAUCCCAGACCCGCUUAUGGACAGGCACCAAGUAAUGCAGGGCCGCCUGCAUCGCAACCAGCCGGCCCUGGAAACUACCCGCCGCAUCCAGAUUACUAUCGUCCAGAACAAGUACAGCAGGGAACAGGCACAGCAGCUGGAUACACAGCAGGAACUAAUUCAAAUAAGAACAUGCCACCACCUGGGCCCCAGCCACCUAGAAGACAUCCGGAUUUUGCCAAAGACCAGCCCUAUGCAUAUGGUCAACCUCGCACUCCUAUGUAUGGCGGUUGGCCGAACAACAACCAAUACAGGCCACCCCAAUACGGCGGGUCUCCGGCUGGGCCACAAGUGGCUCCUCAGCAGUGGAACCAGGGCGGUAGACCUGGUCCUGGACCUGGAGGUUCUUGGCCGAGCAAUCAGAACUAUCAGCAGCAGCAGCAGCAACCUGGACAACCACCAUGGCCUGGAAUGGCUCAACCAACCGGACAAAGUGCGAAUAUAAGACCAGUUCACAGGCCAGGCAAGCCAUUUCCGAACAUAAUGCCACCCACCGCUGGCGGCAAGGGCAAUCAAGCGCAGCCCACACCGAGCAAUACUUACAGUCAUAGUCAGAUGCCGAAACGAGAGAUAACUUUCCCACCAGACAGCGUAGAAGCCACCGUUCCAGUCUUGUAUCGCAGGAAACGAUUGUGUCGAACCGAUGUUGGACAAGUAGAUGCCUGGCGCAUUAUCAUGUGUCUCAGAUCCGGAUUACUAUCCGAGAGCACUUAUGCUCUUGAUAUGCUUAACGUUCUCCUAUUUGACGACUCUUCAGUGGGUUAUUUUGGUCUCAACCAGUGGCCAGGAUUACUCGAACUUCUGAUGGAACAUUUCAAAUGCAGCCUCUCGGAUAUGUUCGACGGACCCUAUCCGCGUGAAGAGAACCUCGACGAACCUGAAGUUGAUCUUGGCGGCGUUACUAAACCUAUUGAUCCUAAUUUGAAGACUAUCAUUCUACACGAAACCACGAAUUACACCUUGAUAUCACGCAAAGGGAAUCCAGUGAAGUUGGUCGACAGACCCGAGGAUAUAUUCGUUCAGGAUCACGUCAAGGAUUGGGAUACGAAAGGGGAUCCGAAUCGAGCGAAUAUAUUGGCAGAAAUACCAAGCGAUCCUUGGUAUACAAGCGCCGAUCAUAUUUUGCCGCCGUUUCAAGCUGAAUUCGGUCAUAUUCCAUUUCACAUGCGAUUGGAUGACGAUAAGACGAAAUUCAAACAAGAGUUGAAAGAGGAAGAAGAUGACGAUGCUGCUUCCGCUGCUGCUGAUGCCGAUGAUGCUGCUGAAGCGGCCGAAGCGGCUGCUACCGACGAUGAUGACUCGGAGAACUCGAAGAGGAAGAUCAAAAGUCCUCCGCCGGACGAGACGCCGCCAGACGAAGCACCGCCACCUAAAAUUUGUGACAAAAGACCUAGGACAAAGUCAUUACUUGAUGUGAUAUAUCGAAUAACGCAUGAUUCCGAAACAAGCGAAGCGACAAACAAAAUAAAGACUGAGGUACUAAGUGAGAAAGUGAACUGUGAAGAGAGUCCAAGUAUAGAUCUGAAUAUUAGUGUAAAUGGCGAGUGCGGUGAUAGAGGACAAUCGGUGCGGGAUCCAUCAGGUACCUUGAAGCGACGACGGAUUUCCGAUUACGAGGACGAGGCUUAUACUAGAGACGAGGCCAGUUUGAUGCUCCUGACUGAGAGCCAGGACAACAUCGGCAAACGGUGCAUUUGCCUGUCUAAUAUACUUAGGAGCCUUACGUUCAUUCCUGGCAAUGAAAUCGAGUUUGCCAGAAGUGGCACGUUCUUGGCGCUCAUCGGCAAGCUACUCUUACUUCAUCACGAACAUCCACCGAGGACACAGAAAACUAGAAAUUACGACAGAGAGGAGGACGCUGACUUCGCAGAUUCAUGCAGCAGUUUGCAAGGCGAAAGUGAAUGGUGGUGGGACUUUCUUGUGCAAAUUAGAGAAAAUAUUCUUGUUUCAGUAUCAAACAUAGCUGGGCAAAUAGAUGUAUCAUUAUUUGAGGAAGAAGUGGCCAGGCCAUUGCUGGACGGACUCUUGCAUUGGGCGAUUUGCCCGUCGGCGACCGGCCAAGACCCUUUCGCUUCCGUAGGCCCAACGUCGCUGCUUUCCCCGCAGAGGCUAGCUCUAGAGGCGCUCUGCAAAUUAUGUGUAACAAAUAGUAAUGUAGAUCUGGUGAUAGCGACGCCGCCCUUUUCCAGAUUAGAGCGGCUGUGCACUGUACUCACCAAGCACCUGUGUAGAUCGGAGGAUCAAGUUCUUCGGGAAUUUUCGAUAAAUUUGUUGCAUUAUUUGGCGGCCGCGGACAGCAGCAUGGCCAGAGUGGUGGCAGUGCAAACGCCGUGCGUAUCGCUAUUAGUAGCUUUCAUAGAGCAAGCAGAACAAAGCGCCAUGGGAGUGGCCAAUCAGCACGGCAUCAGCGCUCUUAGAGAGAAUCCAGAUUCGAUGGGAACCAGUUUGGAUAUGCUGAGGCGAGCCGCUGCUACGUUAGUGUUUUUGGCGCGACAUCCCGAGAACAAACCUCUAUUGGUGCAACAGGAAUCGCGGUUGCUAGCGCUGGUUAUGAGCCAGAUACUAGACCAACAAGUGGCGUUGCUGCUAUCCAAAGUGCUGUUCCAGAUAUCCCGCAGCUAAUCCACUCUACCUCUGUAGAUACUGAAAGUGUUUUUGUCUAUGCUCGAUGCGGCCUUGAUGGUGUACAGUACAGAAUACAGAAUAGACCCGUGUAUAGUUUGAUUUCUCCCGGACUUUACCAUAAAUGACAGUGUGCGUGCGUGAGUGUGAUGAGUACGAGUGUUGAGACUUGACACCAAGACUAGAGAUGAGAUCCAGAUCUCUGAAGAAAGAAUAGCUAAACAAUUUUCACAUAGUGUAAUCCAUUAAUUGUACCAUUUUGUAAAUUAAGCGACAUAUGUCUUUCUGGAAAAUGUUAAACAUACAUCCAUGUUACUUAUUUUAUUUAUUAAUUUGAUAUGAAAAUAAAUAAACAGUAGAUUCCAACUACUCUGGAAUAAUAAUAGCCUGAUCUGGUGCGAGACGGGUGCAGGUGGUGUCAUCCAUCCCAUUUUGGUUUCCUGCACACACACUUUCUCUUCAUUCAUGUUUGGUAUUACUGUGAGAAUGCUUUAUACAUGUCUGAUAAUGAAUUUAAUUAAAUAAAUGUACAAAGGAAGUACCGAAAAUGGUGUUUUUAUACAAGUUUUAAUUUUCUAUGUAUAUUUAGAAAUGUUUUAUACAUCCCAUUUUAGCUGUUACAUUGGACUCUGUUAAAGAACAAGUACGGACUGUAAUCAUUAGAAAAUGGCAGUCUUGAUCUAGAACUCAAAUGUAGUUUAAAAUAUGUGGUGAUAUUUUUCUGGCUGUAGGU